UAAUCACAGUACUGAUCCACGCCCUGAGCCUGGCCCGGACAGCCGGCAGCUAGCUUAGUCCAGUCCCGCGCUGCAACCCAACUCGACGGGGGUGUGGGCGCCGCCUCGGGGUUCGCUCACCAUGGUCUCCUCGGCGCAGCUCAGGCGGCUCAAGCCCCUGUACCAGCUGGAGGUGAACAACAUCCUGGCCAUCGUCACGGAGCCGUUCGCCGCCGCUGCCGUGCUCAAGGCGGCGGAGCUGGGUCCCGGCGAGAUCCUGGAACGCCUCCGCGCGCUCCGGCCCGCGCACAUGUUCCUCGCCGCGUUCCUGCGGGCGGCGGCGGCGGCGCUGUACCUCAGGCUCCGCCCGCGCGCGGUGUACCUGGUGGACUACGCGUGCUUCCGCACCAACCCCAACUGCCGCGUCCCGUUCGCGACGUUCCUGGAGCACUCCCGCGUGUGGCCGGGCUUCGACGAGCGCAGCGUCCGGUUCAUGACGCGGCUGCUGGAGCGCUCGGGGCUGGGUGAGGAGACGUGCCUGCCGUACGCGCAGCACUACAUCCCGCCGUCCCGGGACCUCGAGUCCUCCCGCGCCGAGGCCGAGCUCGUCAUCUUCUCCGCCAUCGACGACCUCCUCGCCAAGACCGGGCUGUCCCCGCAGGACAUCGACAUCCUCGUCGUCAACUGCAGCCUCUUCGCGCCGACGCCGUCCUUCACCGACAUGAUCAUGCGCCGGUACAAGCUCCGCGAGGACGUGCGCGCUGUGCACCUCGCCGGGAUGGGGUGCAGCGCGGGGCUCAUCUCCGUGGAGCUCGCCCGGAACCUGCUCCAGGUGGCGCCCCGGGGCGCGCACGCGCUGGUGGUGUCCACGGAGACCAUCACCCCCAACUACUACAUGGGGCAGGAGCGCGCGAUGCUGCUCCCCAACUGCCUCUUCCGCAUGGGCGGCGCGGCGGCGCUGCUCUCCACCAACGGCGCCAACGCGCGGUUCCGGCUGGCGCGCGUGGUGCGCACGCUCCGCGGCGCCUCGGACAGCGCCUACCGGUGCGUGUACCAGGAGGAGGACGACCGGGGCAACGUCGGGAUCAACCUGUCCAAGGACCUGAUGAACAUCGCCGGCGACGCGCUGAAGGCGAACAUCACGGCGAUGGGUCCCCUGGUGCUGCCGGCGUCGGAGCAGCUGCUGUUCGCGCUGUCCUUCAUCGCGCGGAAGGUGCUCAACAACCGGAUCAAGCCCUACAUCCCGGACUUCCGCACGGCGUUCGAGCACUUCUGCAUCCACGCGGGGGGCCGCGCCGUGAUCGACGAGCUGCAGCGCAGCCUGACGCUGUCGGACGAGCAGGUGGAGGCGUCGAGGAUGACGCUGCACCGGUUCGGGAACACCUCCAGCAGCUCGCUCUGGUACGAGCUCGCCUACAUCGAGGCCAAGGGCCGGAUGCGCAGGGGCGACCGCGUCUGGAUGAUCGGCUUCGGCUCCGGGUUCAAGUGCAACAGCGCCGCCUGGGAGUGCAUUCGCCCCGCCGCCAACGCCGACGGGCCAUGGGCAAACUGCAUCCACCGGUACCCCGUCCACAUCCCCGACGUGCUCAAGCACUGACCGCCCCGUCCGUACAGCCGCCGUUCCUGCAGCCCUCUCCGUCCGGUGUCGCGCAUCUCCCAGUACAUCUCCAUUACUACUCUUCUGUGUUGUGUUCCCUAAACCGUUGGCAACAGCGACCGGGGCCGGCCAUGAACUCGAAAUUCGGGGGUCGAGGACUUGUCGUGUCAGCGAGCAGCGGCGGCGGCGGCGGGCUGGUCGUCAUAAAGGCGGCGGGUCGGGUCAGGCUCUGGUGCAUGUGCGCCGGGAGGGCAAAACGUGAUCACGUCGUCCUCUUCCAGGAGGGCGGCUGCCGGCUUUACACGUACACUCGUUGGAUGUGACUCGUGUCGUGUCGUGUUCCCACUUCCUUUUCUCGAUGUGUGUUUUUUGUGUUUCUUUUGGGCCAUGUUUAGUUACUCCCAACUCCCAACUUUGACACUAUGCAAAAAGAAGAUUCCCCAUCACAUCAAACUUGCGGUA
This is a messenger RNA of Setaria italica (foxtail millet), 2038 nucleotides long. Its product is annotated as 3-ketoacyl-CoA synthase 5. NCBI's taxonomy places the organism in Eukaryota, Viridiplantae, Streptophyta, Magnoliopsida, Poales, Poaceae. The coding region runs from base 122 to 1576 and encodes 484 amino acids. Gene Ontology annotation, cellular component: membrane. Gene Ontology annotation, molecular function: acyltransferase activity, transferring groups other than amino-acyl groups. The transcript has a single exon. Gene Ontology annotation, biological process: fatty acid biosynthetic process. The record is from RefSeq and is a predicted model, not a curated record.